Molecule: messenger RNA, 906 nt
Organism: Cryptomeria japonica (Japanese cedar)
Lineage: Eukaryota; Viridiplantae; Streptophyta; Pinopsida; Cupressales; Cupressaceae
Product: ubiquitin carboxyl-terminal hydrolase 2-like
Exons: 1
Coding region: 1-906 (301 amino acids)
Biological process (GO): ubiquitin-dependent protein catabolic process; protein deubiquitination
Cellular component (GO): cytoplasm
Molecular function (GO): cysteine-type deubiquitinase activity
Source: RefSeq, a predicted model, not a curated record
AUGGAAGUGAAGGGAGUUCGAGUAGAGGAAUUAUAUUCUCUAGACUUGCAAUGCCUAAAUGAUCUUCUUCCCAUUUAUGGCCUAAUCUUCCUCUCCAAGUUGAGAUUAGCAGAGAAUGACGAAAGACCUGUAUUGGAUCUCCAACAAUGUAGUCCCAAUCUCUUCUUUGCAAACCAGGAGCUCAACAAUGGGUGUGCAACUCAGGCCAUUAUUUCCAUUCUCAUGAAUUGCCCAUCUGUGGAAAUUGGCCCACAGCUCUCAAAUUUAAAGCACUGCAGUAGAGAUUUUCCACCUCUUCUCAAAGCUCUUUCUAUCACCAAUAACGAUGCCAUUCGGAAUGCCCACAACAGAUUUGCUAAAGAAGAGACUGAAUCAUCUAUGUCUCAAGAUGGUGUAUAUACUUUCAUUAACUAUGUAGCAGUUAAUAACAGGAUAUAUGAAUUAGAUGGGUUGAAGGAAGGGCCCAUUUGUCUUGGAGGGUUUGAUGGAGCUUCAGAUAGCUUGGAUUGGUUGAAUGUUGUUCGGCCAAUACUUGAAGAAAGAGUGGAGAAAUAUAUGGAAAGAGGAAUAGAUUUUAGUGUGUUGGGUGUCGUAAAAGAUUGGAAAGAAGAGUAUGGUGCACGUUUGGAGUAUCUUGAGAGGAGGAAAGAACAGGUUGUGAAUGAAUUGAGAGGGAAGAUGGAAAUAGGAAGCCUCGUAAGGAUUUUGACAGAAACAAAUUCUGAGAUUGAAAGUGUCAAGCAGAAGAUGUCCAUGGAAGAUGAGAAGAGGAAAAGGUGGAGGAGGGAGAAUGAAAUUAGGAAGCAUAACUAUGCACCAUUUUUGUUCAAUUUUGUUAAGGUUUUGUCUGACAAAGGUAAACUCAAUGGUUUGAUUAAUGAAGCCAAGUCCGGGCAAAAGAAAUGA